GUUUUCGUUGCGCGCGGUUGUCGCGUCGUUCAACAACUGCUGCCACUGUUGUCUUAAGAAAUAAACUACUAACAAAAUCAAGAAAUAAUUAACAUAAAAUAAUUAUUUGAAAGCAGUAGUUUGAAAGUAAUAUAUCGGCGCAAGUGUAUAGCACACAGCGAGCAAAGUGUUUUUGGUUUUUUUUUUUUACGGUUCUGGUGUCUGGUGUAAAGUUUGCGGUGCUCCUUGGAUUUUUGUUGUUGGUUUUUUGAGUUGUUUGUUUUUUGUUUGCUUGGAAGAUGCGCGGGCGCAACUAAAAAAGCGUCAACAUAUUAAAACCGCGGCGUUAACCGUAAUCCAGCCAACAAGAAGCCAACAACAACAAGAAAAACAGCACUUAAUUAAAAAAGAAAAUAAUAAAAAAAAAAACGUCGUUAACUUUCGUUGCAACGCGUCUUCGUUUGCUUUUGGCCCUUGAACUUGGCAGACCGUUGGAUAGCAGCCGCUUGGCGGCGGCGGCGACGGCAGCCGCAUGGAUCAUGCCGUCAAGGCGACGCGCGGCCGCCCGCUCAACACGCUGCGCUUCGAGAACGACGAGCUGGAAUGCCUCUACCAGCGUUACACCCUCAAGCUGCAGCGCUUCUCGGUGCUGGGCGUCGUUGCGCUCGUGGUGGUGCUCUGUGGUGUGAUGGCCGCCCUAUCCCUGGCCUUCAACAAUGCGGCCACUUUUCAUAAUAUCUUCAACUCGAUUUUGUGUGUGAUAUUCGCCGUUGUGCUGGUGCUGCUGCAGUGCUCGGUGAUCAAGGAUCACCAUUUGCCGACGCUGUGCUAUGGAAUUCUGCUGUUUACGGCCAGCAUUUGCAUAGUGUCCAUGCCGACGCUGGGCAGCGUAUUUCCGGUUGAUACCAAGGAGGUGAUGGCCGAGGGUGUCUGGCAGAUAGUGUUUGUGGUCUUUCUUGCGUACGCUAUGAUGCCGCUGCAGAUUUGGGAGGCGGUCGCCUUUGGCAUUGCAUUGCCCUCGGUGCACAUUAGCAUUACGGUCUAUAAGAUCUUUACAGCUGCGUUGCGGUAUCUGGAAUACAAUCAGCUGAUAGCCAACAUUGUCAUCUUUAUUGGAGUGAAUGUUGCCGGCCUGGUGGUCAACAUUAUGAUGGAACGUGCACAGCGUCGGGCAUUUUUGGACACACGCAACUGCAUUGCCGCACGUCUCGAGAUACAGGAUGAGAACGAGAAGUUGGAGAGAUUGCUGCUCUCGGUGCUGCCGCAGCACGUGGCCAUGCAGAUGAAGAACGAUAUACUGUCGCCAGUGGCCGGACAAUUCCAUCGCAUCUACAUACAAAAGCACGAGAACGUGAGCAUCCUGUUUGCGGACAUAGUCGGCUUCACUGUGCUCUCCUCCCAGUGCAGCGCCCAGGAGCUGGUGCGCCUGCUCAACGAGCUCUUCGGCCGCUUCGAUCAGCUGGCGCAUGACAACCACUGCUUGCGCAUCAAGAUAUUGGGCGAUUGCUAUUACUGCGUCUCUGGCCUGCCAGAGCCGCGCAAGGAUCACGCCAAAUGCGCCGUGGAAAUGGGACUCGAUAUGAUCGAUGCCAUUGCUACCGUUGUGGAGGCCACCGAUGUCAUCCUGAACAUGCGCGUGGGCAUACAUACGGGCCGUGUGCUCUGCGGCGUUCUGGGCCUGCGCAAGUGGCAGUUCGAUGUGUGGUCCAAUGAUGUGACGCUUGCCAACCACAUGGAGUCGGGCGGCGAGCCGGGGCGAGUGCAUGUGACGCGCGCCACCCUUGAUUCGCUCUCGGGCGAGUACGAGGUGGAGGCGGGUCACGGCGAUGAGCGCUCCUCGUAUCUGCGGGAUCAUGGUGUCGACACGUUCUUCAUUGUGCCGCCGCCGCAUCGACGUAAGCCUCUAAUGCUAAACACGCUUGGUGUACGCUCGGCGAUCGGUAGUCGGCGCAAGUUGUCAUUUAGAAACGUUUCGAAUGUGGUCAUGCAGCUGCUGCACACCAUCAAGUUCUCGGAACCGGUGCCGUUCUCCAACAUUGCCACCGGCUCAUUUCCAUCGGCGGCUGCCGCCUUGGGCGGCGGUGCGGCACGUGGCAGCAGCGCCGACGCGGCAACCACGGCCAGCGUUCAGGUGUCGGAAAAGGGUUCGCGCAAGGAUGCGGUAAUACGUCUACAAAAAAUCUUGCAUGCUACCCCGCCACCGCACGGCAUCGGCUAUGGCAGCGUCGUCGGCAGCGGCGUCGGCAGCGGCGGUGGCGGUGGGGGGGGCAGUGUUCAAGUGACCGUAGGCACAAGUCCCAAUUCAACAGCGAGUACGAUUAGUCGCAUACAUAGGCACAAUCACAAGAAUAAUAAAUCACAGUCUAAGGUCGCGGACAAGUUCAAGCGACCGUUCCGCAAGCGUCAUUCUGUGGCUGCUCAUCAUCAGCCGACAAAUCGGGUGAAUCGCUUCCUCUCCCAGGCCAUAAAUGCGCGUUCCGUUGAUUGUGACAAAUCGGAGCAUGUGGACCGAUUGACGCUGCGCUUUCGGCAGAGCGACAAGGAGCGGGAAUACCAUAAGGACUUUGAUUUGGGCUUCACCACGGCCAUGGGCUGUUCCCUGCUGUUGCUAAUACUUGGCGCCGCACUGCAGGUGACCGCAUUGCCGCGCACUUUUAUCCUGUUGCUGUUGUUCCUCACGGCCUUCAUUUGGGUCAGUGCCAUACUGAUGCUCCUGCUGGCCGUUCGCCUCAAGUGGAUCAUCUGGGAUAUAUCCGAGAGCUUCUCGCUGCGCAUGGCCAUCACCAUAUUCACCAUUAUACUCAUCUAUUCCGUGGGCCAGGUGAAUGUGUUUACCUGCGUUACGGAUCAUCCCUGCUCGGGUAACGUAUCUAUUUUGGACUAUCAAAGCCUGGACUCUCAUGGGUUCGACAUGUCGCCGGCGCCCAGCAAACCGAUUGAUGCUCAUCGCAAGUGCUCCUUGCCCCAAUAUGUAUCCCUCUCGGCAGCCUUUGCCUUUCUGUCCGUCUCCGUGUUUCUCAGAUUGCCGAUUAUAUUCAAAUCGCUGCUCGUCCUGGGCAUGGGGACCAUCUAUGGCCUGUUCAUUGAGCUGUCGCAUCAGAAUAUCUUUGAGUGCUACGACACGCGCGUCAAAGCAUCCAUUCCGCUUCAUUUGAUCUCAUUGGCGCGCAUUGUCAUCUUUAUGAUUGCGAUAUUGGUGCACGGGCGUUUGGUGGAGGGCACUGCCCGUCUGGACUUUCUCUGGCAGCUGCAGGCCUCCCAGGAGAAGAAGGAAAUGGAUGUACUGCAGGAGUCGAACAAGCGCAUUUUGCACAAUUUGCUGCCCGCUCAUGUGGCUGCACAUUUCCUCGAUGCGCAAUUUCGUAACAAUAUGGAGCUCUAUCAUCAGAGUUACGCCAAGGUGGGCGUCAUAUUUGCCAGCGUGCCAAACUUUAAUGAGUUCUAUACCGAAAUGGAUGGGUCCGAUCAGGGUCUGGAGUGCCUGCGCCUGCUCAACGAGAUCAUUGCCGAUUUCGAUGAGCUGCUCAAGGAGGAUCGCUUUCGGGGCAUUGACAAGAUCAAGACCGUCGGCAGUACCUAUAUGGCCGUGGUUGGCCUCAUACCCGAAUACAAGAUUCAACCCAACGAUCCCAACUCGGUGCGUCGUCACAUGACAGCGCUUGUUGAAUAUGUCAAGGCCAUGCGGCUCUCCCUUCAGGAGAUUAACAGUCACUCCUACAAUAACUUUAUGCUUCGCGUGGGCAUUAAUAUUGGACCUGUUGUGGCGGGCGUGAUCGGUGCGAGGAAGCCACAGUAUGAUAUCUGGGGUAAUACGGUGAAUGUGGCCAGUCGCAUGGAUUCCACCGGCGUGCCCGGCUACUCACAGGUCACCCAGGAGGUAGUGGACAGUUUAAUUGGCUCGCACUUUGAGUUCCGCUGCCGUGGCACCAUCAAGGUGAAGGGGAAAGGCGACAUGGUCACCUAUUUCCUUUGCGAUAGCAGCAGCAAUGCGCUCAAUGGCGAGGUGCGCAACGCCAUGAUCAGCAGCCGGCCGGCGGCGUCUGCGAAUGAAACGCAGGGGCAUCAGUCCCUCACACAUGGUGCUGCUGGUGGUGGCGGUGGCGCUGGCGGUGGCAUGCAUCCGGCCGAGUACUACCAGAAGACGUCACAAUUCCAAGAGAAUCGUCUCAAUACGGAUACGUACAGCAAAAAAGAUAAUGGCCAUCUGUACAAUGUGUGUGGUGAGGAGCAACAGCUGCUGCUGCAGCAUCAGCAUCCACAGCCGCUGCCGCUGCCUGCACCACCCGCCCAACACCACCAUUUGCAUCAGCAGCAACAGCAGCGGCUCAACAGCAAGCUUCAGAAGCAGCCCAAUUUUAUGACCAAUGGUGGAUUGCCCAAUAUACGCGAGAAUGGACACAAUGGCGAGCUGCACUAUUCGGCCACAAAUAUGAUGCCGACUGCAGCAACAGUUACGGCUGCAGUGCAACAACAGCAGCAACAACAACAACAGCAACAACAACAGCAGCAACAGCAGCUCCAACUCCAGCACCAGCUCCAGAUCCAGCACCAGCACCAGGUCCAGCACCAGUCCAUUCCUUCGGUAAUGUUGCGCGAAUUCAAUAUAAUUGAGAAUCCGAAUACCGGUGGCAGGCAUCAGCAGCUGCAGCAGCAUCAACAGCAGCAACAGCAGCUGGAACAGUUGCCGUCGGCGCAGCGGCCAUAUCCACAUGCCAAUAGCCUCGAUGGAGGUGGCGUUGGGGGUGUGGUCGGUGUGCUGGGCGGUGAUUGUUUCAUGGUGCCGCGGCGCGAACAGCUGCGCAGCUAUGCGCCGCCGCCGGCGCUGCCCUUUAACCAGCAUGGCCAGCAUCACCCACUGCAUCAUCUGUAUCACCAGCAUCAGCAUUUGAAUCAGCAUCAGCCAUCGUCCUCCAGCCUAAGCUAUGGCCACUGCCGUGAGAGCGAGCCGCUAUUGCAUGCCAGCAGCGUCGCACCGGUAGCCAAGAUCAUGCCCAUGCAGCAUGCGCCAAAGUACGAGCCACCACGUUACACCUGUCCCAACUCCAUGUUGUCACUGCAGCAGCAACAUCAACAACAUCAACCGCAGCAACAGCAGCAGCAGCAACUGCCGGAGCGUCAGUAUGCGCUCUACUCACAGCAGCCGCCGCUGCCGCAGCUGCCACCGAAGCCGGCACUGAGAAGCUACCUGAAGCCGCUGCCCAAGCUGCCAACGGAUGUUGAGGAGAAUCGCGAAAUGUCAUCGACGGAUGAUUUGAGCUCUAGGCCGCAUUCGCCCUCGAUGAGCAGCUCCGAUGAGAGCUAUUCGAAGACCACCGAGGGCGAGGGUGACGGCGACGAGGACUCGCCUCGCAUCAAUGGCGGCCAUCUGCAGCGCAACGGACACGGCAACGGGCUCGGCGUUGGGAUUGGCAUUGGCUACAAUGUUGGUCGAGUGAAUCCGCUGCAAUGGCUCUACCCCUGCGAUAUACAAGUGGAUCCCACAUCGCCGAUUGUGGACAUGGCGCAGCUGCGCGACUUUGAGCUCAGCUCGACGACCGAGAGCCAGGGCCAGCAGACGACCAGCAACACGACCAGCAACACGCAGCACAAAGGCGACAGCUGCAAUAGUUUUGACUACCAGCAGAAGCCGGCAGCAGGAGUGGCGGUAUCGGGGACAACAGCGGGAGCAGCAGCUGCCACCAAGUCGCCCUUUGAGAGGGAACUGCAAAGAUUGCUCAACGAAUCCUCGCGGGCACGCUGCCAGGCCACCGCAACGGCGGUGGCAAACGAUUCCGAGCAAACGACCAGCAAUGGCAGCGCUCGCCACAACGUCGAUCUGAGCUAUUCGGCCAGCAACAGCAAGCUGAGCUCCAUCAAUGGGCACGUGCAGGGUCUCGAGGGGCUCGAGGGCGGCUCCAGCAGCAAUGGCAAUCUCAGUGGUGGCAGCAACUCGAAUAGCGGCAACAACAACUAUCAUAAGGAUCAACAGCAGCAGGAUCAUGAUCUGCUCGCCAUGGCCAUUCAGGUAAACGGCAAGCUUCCCAUGAGCAACAGCUUCAUGAUAUCCAAGCAUCCCGUCGGCCUCGAGGCCAUCAAGGAAAUAACGCGCCACAAGAACCCCUCCGAGUCCAGUCAAAUGCAAACCUCGGACACGGAAUCGUGCGAGAUUCUGCACGAGAAUCGCAGCCAGAUGCAUGCGUUGGCCAUGCUGGAGCUGCAUGCGGCCAAGGAGCAGCAGCAGCAACAGCAACAGCAGCAGCAGCAGCAGAGAUCGCAUCGGCAGCGUCCGCGCUCCAAGGAGCUGCAGCACAGCUACGAGAGCCUCGACAGGCUGGAUGGUUCGAUGCCGCAGCAGCAGUCGCAGCGGCAAAGACAUCAUCAUCACCAUCAUCACCACCAUCAGCAGCGGCAACUGCAGCAACAGCGCUACAACCAUGUGGAGCAGGAGGAACGCGAUGAUACCGAAGACAACCUGGCCGAUGAGGAGUUCGAGGAUGAUGAGGUGGGGCGCGACGUGCGACAGAAGCGCCUGCUGCAGAGUGACCACAACAAGCAAAAGAAUGAAAAGCUGCAGCAGGCGCAGAACGAGGAGCUGGAGCAGCAGCAGCAACAAACGGAGCAGGAGCACGAGCAACUAAGGGGGGAGACGGCGCCGCUGACCAAUGGCAGCUUGCGCAUGGAAGCGAAUGUGAUAAACGAUGAACUGAAGUAUGGUGCGGCCCAUCACAACCACCAGUCCAUGGACUCCAAUCCGUUGGAGAGCCAAUCGGAGUGGUCGGACGAUGAUUGCCGCGAGGAGGCCACAGGCGGCGCAGAGUCAACAGGCUAUAUAACCGAUGAGCCUGGCCUGGAGAAUAUCUCGCUGUUAAACGAGGCUGGUCUGACCGAUGCUGAGGGCGCCUUGUCGGACGUCAACUCGCUGUAUAAUGCGCCCGAUGUGGAUGACACCUCGGUGUCGAGUCGGGCCAGCUCGCGCCUGCUCAGCCUGGACUCGCUAAGCGGGCUGUAUGAUUGUGAUUUGGACUCAAAGCAUGAGCUGGCCAUUGUGAAUGCCUCGCACAAGAUAACCAGCAAGUUUGGACCACCGCCGUCGCCGGCACAGCAACAGCAGCAGCCAUCGGCAGCAGCAGCAGCAGCAGCAGUUGCAGCAGUAGCAGUUGCUGGAGCAGUAACUCAGGCACCAGCAGCACAGUUGCCGGAGCAGCAGCAACAACAAAGUUAAAGAGAUUUGUACUUAAGGAUGAAAAAUAUGAAGUUAUUGAGCACGCAAAGCAAACCAGAAAAACAGAAAUCCAGCACUCAAAACGUUGUUACUGCUAAAUGCAAACGGUGUCUAUUAAUUUACAAUACUACAACUACAACAAAGUUUGUUAAGAUAUAUAUUUAUAUAUAUACCCUAUAUAGAUAUACAUAUAUAUACAUAUGUGUUGUACAGGAAGGAAAACAGAAACGAGACAUAAGUUCUCAUGGGUUGCUUUCCAUUUCUAUUACUAACGGCACUCUCUUUAAAUAUAGGAUUGUAUGUUUUUUUUUGUCAUUAUUAUUAGGUAUUAUAUACAUAGUAUAUAUAAAAAUAAAUAUAUGUAAUUACAAAUAGAUAUAUUUAGUCAUUGGCCCAGUUGAACGUUCCAGUUAAACCCCACACAAAAAAAAAAAAAAACAAAAAUGUAUUGAGAAUUAAUUACGAUGUGAAUUCUAUAAACUCUAUACUGAUAUUAUGCGAAGUAUGUAUGUAUAUGCUUAAAGGUAUAUAUAGGCAAAACCAUCACAAUUAUCAUUAAAAACGAUUUGUGGAUACAUAAUUAAUUUGUGCGCUUAGCCUCUAUGAGAUAUACUUUUCUAAUUUGUUGUACACAAUAUAAGUACAUAUACCUAUAAUAGUAGUACAUCAUUUACUAUGUAUACCUACCUGUAUGGCAUAUAUUAUUUAAUAAUCGAAUAGAUAACUACAACAAAUGCAUGACACGUUGUAAAUAAAGCGAAAUAUAUAUAUAUAUA
This is a messenger RNA of Drosophila virilis, 7956 nucleotides long. NCBI's taxonomy places the organism in Eukaryota, Metazoa, Arthropoda, Insecta, Diptera, Drosophilidae. The record is from RefSeq and is a predicted model, not a curated record.